This is a messenger RNA of Dictyostelium discoideum AX4, 1896 nucleotides long. RefSeq lists its product as hypothetical. Gene Ontology annotation, biological process: regulation of DNA-templated transcription. Bases 1 to 1896 code for a protein of 631 amino acids. The transcript has a single exon. Gene Ontology annotation, cellular component: nucleus. Gene Ontology annotation, molecular function: DNA-binding transcription factor activity. Lineage: Eukaryota; Evosea; Eumycetozoa; Dictyosteliales; Dictyosteliaceae. The record is from RefSeq and is a predicted model, not a curated record.
AUGAGUCUUAUUGAAGGUGACUCCAUUUACAACUUAUUCCAAACUCAAGAUCUUGGUAUCGAUUUUGCAUCAAGUAUCGUUCCCGAUAGCCCAAAUAAAUUUAAAAAGAAUGCAAAUGUUUUUAAUAAUUUCCAACAACAACAACAACAAAUUCAACAACAAAAUAAACAAUCAAAUGGUUUAAUUUAUAAUAAUAAUAAUAAUAAUAAUAAUAAUAAUAAUAAUAAUAAUAAUAAUAGUAGUAGUAGUAAUAAUAAUAAUAAUAGUAGUAGUAGUAAUAAUAAUAAUAAUAGUAAUAAUAAUAAUCAAAAUCAUAAUAAUAACAAUAAUAAUCAAAAUCAUAAUAAUAUUCAACAUAAUAAUGCACAAUCUCAAGUUUAUAUAAAUCAUAAUUCCAAUGGUAGCCAACAAGAAGAACAACUAUUUUCGAUUUAUUUACAACCUGAAAAGGAGAACGAAUUAAAUAAUAGUUAUCAUGAUAAUGUAAAUAAUAAUAAUAAUAAUAAUAAUAAUAAUAAUAAUAAUAAUAAUAAUAUAAAUUUAAAUCAUGCUCAACAACAACAACAACAACAUCAUUUGCCACAUGGUCAACCACAUAAUAAUAAUAAUAAUAACCAAUUUUAUCAAAUUAAAAAUCCAAUGGAAGAAAUUUAUUCAUCAAAUGGUAUUGUUCCAAAUCAAGAACCAAAUAAAAAAGUUGAAUAUAUGAAUGAACCAAUUAAACAAAACCAUUAUAAUAUAGUGCCUGAAUCAAUAUUUGAUGUACCUUUUGGUGUGUCUUCACAAACAAUGUUAAAUGUUCCAUCAACUAACAAUGCAAACAACAACAACAACAACAACAACAAUAACAAUAACAAUAAUAAAAAUAUUAAUUUUAAACAACCAAUUCAACCAAAUCAAUUAAUUCCAAUUCCACCACAUAGCAAUCAAAACAAUAAUAUUUCAUUAAAUAAUAAUAAUUCAAAUUCAAAUUCAAAUCCAAAUAAUAAUAAUAAUAAUUCAAAUAAUAUUAGUACACAAAUUAAUAAUUUAAAUAAUAAUAUAAAUAAUCAAAAUAAUCAAUUAAAUGGUUCAAAUAAUGGAAAGAAAAAAGAAGAAGAUAAAUCUAUUAAAAAGAGAAAAUUUAUAAGUUCAACACCUGUAAAAGGUGAAAAUGGUGGUACAACUUUAAUUCCAACAACUGAUGGUGGCUUUAAUAUGGAUGAAGAAAGACAUCAAAAAAGACAAAGAAGAUUAGUUAAAAAUAGAGAAGCUGCUCAAUUAUUUAGACAAAGACAAAAAGCCUACAUUCAAGAUCUUGAAAAAAAGGUUUCAGAUUUAACUGGUACAAAUAGUGAAUUUAGAGCACGUGUCGAAUUAUUAAACUCUGAGAAUAAAUUAAUUCGUGAACAACUUUUAUAUCUUAGAAAUUUCGUUACCCAAGCCGUAUCCUUCUCUUUCCCUAAAGGUGGUAGUAAUGGUACAAACUCACCAUCAGGUGUUGCUGAUCAAUUUUUAAAUAGUAUAUUACCACCAGGUUUAAAUUCACCAUUACCACAAGGAAUACUUCCUGCUGGUAUGAAUUUACAAAAUCCAAUGAUUAUGAGUGCUAUUGCUGAAGCCGCUUCAAAGAAUUCUACCUUUAGACAAAAUAUUCAAGGUAAUCUAUUAGGUACUCCAAUCCCUUCUCCUCAAUCUUCUUUAACAAGUAAUUCUGGUAAUAAUAGUCCAAAUAAACCAUUAAAUAAUAAUAAUAAUAAUAACAAUAUUAACAAUAAUAAUAAUAAUAAUCCAUCUUCACCAAAUAAUAAUCUUAAUAAUAAUAAUAAUAUCUCUCCAAAUUCUUCAACAUCUCAUCAAGUUCCUUAUUUACCACAAAAUACUCCACCACAACAAUCAACUCCAAAUCAAAGAUAA